Panicum hallii is the source of this 1640-nucleotide messenger RNA. RefSeq names its product protein HEAT INTOLERANT 4-like. Gene Ontology annotation, biological process: regulation of cellular response to heat. NCBI's taxonomy places the organism in Eukaryota, Viridiplantae, Streptophyta, Magnoliopsida, Poales, Poaceae. The coding region runs from base 221 to 1243 and encodes 340 amino acids. The transcript is spliced from 14 exons. The record is from RefSeq and is a predicted model, not a curated record.
CAAAUCGACGGCUCCCGCAGCCCGCCGAACGCACACCAGGCGGGCGCCGCCUGCCCAUUCCUUCCUUCCUCGCCUCCCCCCUUUCAAAUUUGCGUAGCGUUGAUUUCACGCCCCGAUCCCCUUAGAAUCUGCCGGCCGACGCACCCCUCCCCGAACGCCGCACAAGUGCAGCUCCCAAUCCGGAGGCGAGCCGAGGCCCAAACCCUAGCAACCGGGAGCUAUGGCGCGCCCGAGGGGUAAGAAGCGCACGGCGGCCGAGGCGGCGGCCACUGAGUCGAGCAAGCCGGAGGCGGCGGCGAAGGAGCCGGCCAAGCGGGGGCGGGGGAAGCGCGUCAAGGCGCCGCCCAGGCCCACGGAUUACUUUCCCGAGAAGAGGAAUCUCGAGGAUCUGUGGUUAUCCGCUUUUCCUGUUGGCACUGAGUGGGAAAACAUUGAUAAGAUAAAGGAAUUCAACUGGAACUUUGAAAACUUAGAGAAAGCAUUAGAAGAAGGGGGAGAACUUUAUGGGAAGACAGUAUACCUGUUUGGAAGCACCGAGCCUCAGCUAUUGUAUGUUAAUGGUGAAUCGAAGAUAGUGCUUAUUCCAGUUAUAGUUGUUGUAGACUGUCUUUUCCCUCCAUCAGAUAAGAUUGGCAUUAAUUCCGUCCAAAGGGAAAAUGAAGAAAUACUGCCAAUGAAGGCGAUGAAGAUGGCAUGGGUGCCUUAUGUUCCCCUUGAGGACCGGCUCAGCAGGAUUGAUAGCCUGGAAACAAAAAUAUUCACUCUCGGUUGCACCCAGCGAAGGUCUGCACUGAAGCAUCUCAAAACUGAGAGAGUCAAGAAGUUUGACUACUGCAUGCCCUAUUACAUGCCAUUGCAACCUAUUGAAGAUGAAGAUGACACAGUUAUCAAUUUCUUAUAUCCUCUAGAACCACCGAUAGUAGAUGACUUUAACUGGGAAAUGGAUGAUUAUGAGGAUUUUGCUGAUCAGAAAGUUAAAGAUGAGGACCUGCCGGAGGAUGAGAAAGAAAAAUUUAAGGAAUUUUUAAAGGAGAAGGUUAGAGAAAGGAAGAGAGAACUGAAACAGGCCAAAGAAGCCAGGAAGAAAGCCAUCGAUGAUAUGGAUCCUAAGAAAAAAGAGGCAUUUGAAAAUAUCAAAUUUUACAAAUUUUAUCCUGUGAAAACCCCGGACACACCAGAUGUUGACAGUGUAAAGUCAAAGUACAUCAACAGAUAUUACCGGAACACACAUUAUCUGAUCUAGGCAUUCUGGAUCUCACAUGUUUGGACGUUUGGUGAGCUUCGUCACUGGUUGGGCUAUCCAAAUUGAAGAGAGGAUACCAGAAAUUUUGAAACCUGGGGGAGAUCAGCUUGGCGACAUCUUCGAAUGUGGUCUCUUAUGGACCCAUCAGACCACAUGUUGCAUCUGAAGCCUGUUGUGCACUUGUGCUAGAGUUAUUACUCUCACUCAUCCGAGUAUCCCCUUCCUUAGGCAUCUUCUUUUAUUGCGGGGGUGUAUAACAUCUUGACAUCUUGAGGAUAGAUUAUUGUGUAACAAUCAGAGGGUCUAGGUAGUUGUAAGAGUAAACAGGCGGUUCAGGAACAGUUUGUUCCCCUUUUCAUCUAGUAAAGUUUGGGCAGAGAAUUCCUGGGUUUCCUGA